UUUCUCUCUCUCUCUCUCUUUAUCUGUCUUUUAUUAGCUGUCACAAUGACUGUAUUGCAUCAUCCACCAGCAAAAGAUAGUGAAAAUGGACACGCCAAGACGAAUGGCAAAAGCCAGGAGCACUUUAUCGAACGCGUAAGUUCUAUUCCUAUUGUUAAAGAUAGUGUAUCCAUGGCCCAUGAAAUGGCAAAUAAGACAUUGAUUGGCCGAUGGACAUUAUCUACUCUUCAAUUGGCUACAAACGAUCAUGUAUCAAAUUAUUAUCAUCAAUACCUGGAGCCUCACUUGGAUCGUUAUGGUGGUCGUUCAUUAGACUAUGUUCAGUCCAAGGUACCUGUUAUCAACCAGCCUAGCUCUGAAGUGAUUGAAGCCAUAAGACAGCCUGUGAAAGAGAAAGUGGAUACCACACUUGAAACUGUGACGUACCCUGCGCAUAUUGUGGCUGAAAAAGUUAAUCAAAGAUUGGGUAUUGUAGUAGAUCGUCUAGAAGGUGCUGCUGACAGGUACUUGCCCCCGUCAAAGGAAAGUGUUAGACAAGCGUCCUGUGAAAAUCAAGCGGUCCGUGCCUACAAUGUGUUACUCGAACUCUCUAGACGAUUGACCCAGACACUUCCCAAGACUCGCCAAGAGGUAGUUGACAUUGCCAGUUCAAACGAAUACAUACAGUCAACCCUUAGUCAACUUCAAGUUGCUCAAGAUGUUCUUGUUCAUUCCUUCACUAUGUACGGCCAACUGGCACAAGAGCGUCUUCCUCCUUCCGUGAUAGCCCGUGUUCAACAAACGGCGGAACUUAUACACCAGUACGGCCAGCAACUGUCCAUUCGCGUCCAUCCUGAAUGGAUCAAGCAACAGCUCAGUACAGCCGUAGCUUCCCUUCAGCAACAGCUGGAUCUCAUCAAGACCGAGUUGGCUCGUACAGAUAAGACAACAGUCGAAAAGACUCGUUUGGUCUUCAAGAACAUCCAAGACCGUCUCUUACCUCUCAUCCAAUCCAUCCAAUCUCAGCUUCUCUUGCUCUUAAAACAAUCAUCUCACGCCAAAACUGAAUAAAAAAAAGGC
This is a messenger RNA of Rhizopus microsporus ATCC 52813, 1059 nucleotides long. RefSeq lists its product as uncharacterized. The record is from RefSeq and is a predicted model, not a curated record. Bases 46 to 1050 code for a protein of 334 amino acids. NCBI's taxonomy places the organism in Eukaryota, Fungi, Mucoromycota, Mucoromycetes, Mucorales, Rhizopodaceae. The transcript has 2 exons.